Molecule: messenger RNA, 6501 nt
Organism: Exaiptasia diaphana
Lineage: Eukaryota; Metazoa; Cnidaria; Anthozoa; Actiniaria; Aiptasiidae
Product: myosin-10
Exons: 38
Coding region: 162-6062 (1966 amino acids)
Cellular component (GO): myosin complex
Molecular function (GO): cytoskeletal motor activity; ATP binding; actin filament binding
Source: RefSeq, a predicted model, not a curated record
CUAUGCCAAGAGGUUGUUCGGCAUAAGGUUUUACGCUUGAAAAUAGGGCUGGAUACUUCACAAAUUAGGCGUCUGUACAGCUCGCAAAGAAGCCCUAACUCUCAAGAUUUAUCAGUAAAAGUGUAGGCAGUGUGAAUCGCGUUCAAACGCGCCCAUUAGCCAUGGAGAAUGAGAUGAAAUAUCUGGUCGUCGACCGUGCGGCCAUUUCAGAUCCUGUAGCGUUAGCAGAAUGGAGUUCAAAGAAACUUGUUUGGAUUCCCGAUGAGAAAGAGGGGUUUGUAGCUGCUAGCAUAAAAGAUGAUAAAAAAGAAGAGUAUGUUGUUGAAGUCGAUGGUGGGAAACGAAAAAAAGUCAACAAGGAUGAUAUACAGAGGAUGAACCCACCCAAAUUUGAAAAAGUUGAAGACAUGGCCGACCUCACUUGUUUGAACGAAGCUAGCGUCCUACAUAACCUAAAAGAUCGAUAUUUCAGUGGAUUGAUUUAUACAUACUCUGGCCUUUUCUGUGUGGUAGUCAAUCCUUACAAACGUCUCCCAAUUUAUACUGACAAAGUGAUUGAUAUGUAUCGCGGCAAGAAGAGGCAUGAAGUCCCUCCUCACAUAUACGCCAUUACAGACACAGCAUAUCGUAGCAUGUUACAAGAUCGCGAGAACCAAUCAAUAUUGUGCACAGGAGAAUCUGGUGCAGGUAAAACAGAGAAUACCAAAAAGGUUAUCCAGUACCUUGCUGCUGUAGCUGGACAUUCAUAUGGAAAAAUGCACCAAUCACCACAGAAAGGAGACAAAGGCAAAGGGGGCCAUAGUCAGGUUGAAUUGGAGMGACAAUUGUUGUCGGCGAACCCUAUCUUAGAAGCAUUUGGUAAUGCCAARACAAUAAAGAAUGACAACUCAUCUCGUUUUGGAAAAUUUAUCAGAAUCAACUUUGAUGCRUCUGGAUUCAUUGCCGGUGCCAAUAUUGAAACAUAUUUGCUAGAGAAAUCCAGGGCAAUAAGACAGAACAACAAUGAAAGAACUUUCCAUGUGUUUUAUCAGAUGUUAGACGGGUUGGAUUCAAAAACUAAAGGAGAGUUACUGCUGGGCAAGCCUACAGACUACAAGUUCUUGUCCAAUGGUUCCAUCCCUGUACCCAGCAUUGAUGAUAAGCAGGAGCUUCAGGACUCCAUUAAAUGUCUGAAUGAUAUGAACCUAGCACAAGAUGACGUCAAUGCACUGUUUAGAGUUGUAUCAGCUGUACUUCAAUUUGGACAAUUGGUUUUCAAGCAAGAAAGAAACUCUGAUCAGGCUAUUUUACCCAACAAUGAAGUGGCACAAAAGAUUUGUCAUCUUCUAAGCAUGCCUGUAACAGAGUUCACCAGAGCAAUUUUGAGGCCCAGAGUAAAAGUAGGAAGAGAUUAUGUACAGAAAGCAGUCACUAAAGACCAGGCAGAGUCAUCUACAGAGGCCAUUGCUAAGGCCUUAUAUGAGAGAAUGUUCAAGUGGGUUGUGGCAAAAAUCAAUAGAUCACUGGAUCGUACCAAGAGAGAAGGAGCAUCCUUUAUUGGUAUUCUUGAUAUUGCUGGUUUUGAAAUCUUUGAUAUCAACUCCUUUGAACAACUGUGCAUUAACUUCACCAAUGAAAAGCUCCAACAGCUGUUUAAUCAUACCAUGUUUAUCCUGGAACAGGAAGAGUACAGAAAGGAAGGUAUCGACUGGAAAUUCAUUGACUUUGGUUUGGACUUGCAACCUUGCAUUGACUUGCUCCAGUUGCCCAUGGGUAUCUUUGCUCUCUGUGAUGAAGAGUGCUGGUUUCCCAAGGCAACAGACAAAACCCUGGUUGAAAAACUUGUGAAGGAACACAACAAGAAAGAAAAGUUCCAGAUCCCAGAGUUCCGAUCCAAGGCUCACUUUUCUAUAAUCCAUUAUGCAGGACGGGUUGAUUACAACUGUGAUGGCUGGCUUCUCAAGAAYCAGGAUCCAUUGAAUGACAACAUUACUGCUCUCAUGCAGGCAUCAAGUGAYUCAUUUGUUGCUGGGCUCUGGAAAGAUGCAGAGUUUGUUAGUACUUUUGCUGCCCAGACUGAGACACCUUUUGGUAGUAGUAAAGUACGUAAAGGAAGGUUCCGUACAGUGAGUCAAGUUUAYCGUGACCAACUGGCAAGACUCAUGAACGUCUUGAAUAAUACCAACCCCAACUUUGUACGAUGUAUCAUUCCUAACCACGAGAAGAAGGCAGGGAAGAUCAACUCUAACCUCGUUCUGGAUCAGCUAAGAUGCAAUGGUGUACUUGAAGGUAUCAGGAUUUGUCGACAAGGUUUCCCUAAUAGAAUGCUCUUCCAGGAGUUCAAGCAAAGAUAUGAGCUGCUUACACCWGGUGUCAUUGCCAAGGGGUUCAUGGAUGGCCGAAAAGCAUGUGAAAAAAUGCUUAAAUUUUUAGAGAUGGACUCCAACUCCUACCGUAUUGGUCAAUCAAAAGUGUUCUUCAGAGCUGGUGUACUUGCCCACCUUGAAGAAGAACGAGAUAUUAAACUAACCGAAAUCAUUACCAUCUUCCAAGCAUUCUGCCGUGGAAAUAUUGCUCGUAAACAGUACCAUAGACGUGUCCAGCAACUCAGCGCUAUCCGAGUUAUUCAACGUAACUGUUUGAGUUACUUGAAACUGCGUAAUUGGCAAUGGUGGCGACUGUUUACUAAAGUCAAACCAUUACUUAACGUCACAAGACAAGAAGAAGAACUAACACACAAGUCAGACGAGCUUAGAGUAACGAGAGAGAAAGUUGACAAGCUUGAAACGGAUUACGGCGAAUUAGAAAAGAAGCACAACCAACUGGCUGAGGAGAAGGCCAUUGUAACAGAACAGCUUGAAGCAGAGCGAGAGGCUUUCUUGGAGGCUGAUGAUAUGCGCCAACGACUYCAGACAAAAAAGACAGAGUUAGAAGACCUAUUGAAUGACCUGGAGGGUAGAAUAGUUGAAGAAGAGGAGCAAGUUAUUACAUUAUCAGAAGACAAGAAGAAACUGCUCAAAGAGAUCAAUGACCUAGAGGACAGUUUGGAGGAGGAAGAGAGUGCRCGMCAAAAACUUCAUCUGGAAAAAGUCAGUUGCGAAGCUAAAAUUAAAAAAAUGGAAGAAGAUCUUAGUCAGGUUGAGGACACGAACUCUAAGCUUUCCAAAGAAAAGAAAUCUUUAGAGGAAAAACUAAGCGAAACUUCACARGCUUUGGUUGACGAGGAAGAAAAAGCUAAAUCGCUUGCAAAACAGAAAGCAAAACAAGAUGCAGUGAUUGCUGACCUAGAAGAACGRCUAAGAAAUGAAGAAAGGGCUCGYCAAGAAUUGGAGAAGAUACGUCGCAAACUAGAAGCAGAGCUGGCUGACGUUUCUCGUCAGUUAGAAGAAGCCAAACAACAGAUACAAGAACUUGAAGCAACCGUACAUAAAAAAGACAUGGAGCUCAACGAGAUCAAUGCCAGAUUCGAUGAAGAGUCUGCCAAGAGAACCGAAUUAGAAAAAGUCAAGCGAGAGCUUGAGAGCAUGGUGGAUGAGUUGAAAGAAGAUAUAGAUGCUGAAAAGGGGGCAAGAACAAGAGCAGAGAAACAAAGACGUGAACUUGAGCAGGAACUCGAAUCCCUCAAGUCUGAACUCGAAGAAUCCAUUGACACUACUGCUGCGGCUACUGARAUGCGAACCAAGAGAGAAUCUGAGUUGGUCGCGCUGAAGAAAAGUUUGGAGGAGAACGAAGCUGCGCAUGAAGCCGCCAUGGCACAAUUCCGUCAAAAGAGCGCACAAGUAGUCGAGGAACUUCAAGAACAGCUGGAUUCUGUCAAAAAGAGUAAAUCAAAUCUCGAAAAGAGCAAGGGUAACUUGGAAUCGCAGACAUCGGAGAUGUCUAUCGAGAUCAAAAGUCUUCAAGAUAAGAAACAAGAUCAAGAUCGAAAGAUUAARACUCUUGAGACGCAGUUGACAGAGGCGAAUAUUCGCUUGACUGACGACGAAACCAAAGUAUCAGAACUCCAAGAUAUUAAGCUCAAGCUACAGAAGGAAGUCGAAAUUUCGGUGUCUCAAGUUGAAGAAUUUGAUUCCAAGUGCAGUCAACUUGAGCGAUCUAAGAAGAAUUUGGAGGAUCAAUUGGCUGAAACGCAGGAUCAACUUCAAGACGAAACUCAAGCUAAAUUGUCGCUUGAUUCCAAACUGAAAGAUGCYGAUCAUGAAAUCAGUCGCCUGAAUGAACAAAUCGARGAAGAAGAAGAUGCCAAACAAGCUUUACAGAAACAGAUGCAAAGUGUGCAGACACAGUUGCUAGAUGCCAAGAAGCUAUCUGAGGAGCGUGCUGUYGCUCUGGAAGACGCUGAUGUUGUCAAGAAAAAGAUGAUUCGAGAGAUGGAAGGACUACAGCAACAUGCUGAUGAACUMAUGGCCACCAACGGAAAACUGGAGAAGGCUAGAAAGAGACUACAAAAUGAGGUCGAUGACUUACAAUUGAAUCUCGACAAAGAGAAGAGUAACGUUGCAAAUCUAGAGAAGAAACAAAGAAAGUUCGACCAGCUCCUGGCUGAGGAAAAGCAAGUUGCCGAGAGAUACUCGCAAGAGCGCGAUAAYGCCGAAAGAGAAGCCAGACAAAAUGAAACCAAAGUAAUCUCGUUGACUCAUGAGUUAGAAGAAGUACAAGAUAAACUUGUUGAAAGCGAAAGGUUGAGGAAAGUUGCUCAGAAUGAAUUGGAAGCGAUGAUGGAGAGCAAAGAUGAUUUCGGCAAGAACGUCCACGAGCUGGAGAAGGCCAAACGAUCUCUGGAGCAGCAGCUAGCUGAAAUGAAGCAAUCAUAUGAAGAACUUGAAGACGAAUUGCAAGCCACUGAGGAUGCUAAACUCCGAAACGAUGUCAACAUGCAGGCAUUGAAGGCUCAAUACGAGAGAGAAUUGCAAUCAAGAGAUGAACAGAACGAAGAAAAACGAAAAGGUCUUCUGAAACAGCUACGAGAACUUGAGGCAGAACUAGACGAAGAACGUAAGAUGCGUGUGAACGCCGUCAAUGCCAAGAAAAAACAAGAAAUGGACAUGAGAGAACUAGAAGAUCAACUUGAAGCCGCCAAUAAAGUCAAAGAGGAUGGUCUACGACAACUCAAGAAGUAUCAACAGCAGUUGAAAGACAUUCAACGUGAUCUUGAUGACGCGCGCCAUGGUAGGGAUGAAAUUGCCGAUCAAGCCAAGGAAAACGAAAGAAAACUCAAACAACUUGAAGCUGAAUUUCUCCAAAUGCAAGAGGACUUGGCCGCAGCUGAACGAGCUCGAAAGACAGUGGAACAUGAGAGAGAUGAGCUACAAGAAGAACUUUCAGCUCUUGCUGGCCAGCGAGGUAUUUCAGCUGAAGAAAAACGAAAACUGGAAGCUCGUAUACAGGCUCUAGAAGAAGAGGUGGACGAGGAACGAACUCAAAGUGAAUUGGCUUCUGACAAAUACAAACGCGCCAUGAUGCAGAUGGAACAGAUGCAGACAGAUCUCAAUACAGAACGCAGUCAAAACCAAAGCUUGGAAAGCGCCAAAGCUUCCCUCGAAAAACAGAACAAAGAUUUGAAAUCCAAGCUUCAAGAGCUUGAGAACCAGACACGUGUACGGCAUAAGAUGGCGAUGGCUGCUCUAGAAAGUAAAAUGGCCACAUUGCAAGAGCAAUUAGAUCACGAAUCUAAGGAACGUGCUUUAAUGGCAAAAACAAACCGCAAAAUGGACAGAAAACUCAAAGAACUACAACUUCAAAACGAAGAAGAGCGAAGACAUGCAGAUCAGUACCGGGAACAAAUGGAUAAACUGAAUGCUCGCAUGAAGGCUUUGAAGAGACAAGUUGACGAGGCUGAGGAAGAAUCAAGUCGUCUGAACUCAUCUAAACGUAAAAUGCAGCGAGAACUGGACGACGCACUGGAAGCCAACGAAGAACUGCAGCGUGAAGUGCAAUCAAUGCGGAAUCGAUUACGGGGACGCGGUGGAGGAGGAAGAACAGGUUAUACAACGCCACCUGAUUCAAGACGAAAACCGCGCGACCGAGCAGGAGUGGAACCGAUGGAAGGAGACGCCUCUGCUGAUGUUCCCGAAGAAGAUUAAAAAAAUAUACUAGUUUAUUUUAUAGUAUAGAAACUGUAAUGUUUUUUACCGUUGUUUAAGUGUCUUGAACACUACCCCUCAUGAUUACACCAAUCCCUGUACUUAGGAUAUUUAAGCAAGACCUAAUAAUCGUCCACUUUGACUCAAGUCAUUGUUCUUAUUCAAAUAGCAAAGCAAAUAUCCUGGUUUAGUCAAAUACCGCAAUGGUUAGUUUUUGAUAAUCAAACUGCCUAAUAAUAAACUAAUAAUAGGUCUUUUAUAAUUCCAAGUAUUCUAACUAUUUUCUAAUUUAGUCAAUAUKGUUUGGUAUGCCAUGGAUAAAGUUAAAUCUCUAGUUUGGUAAAUAAGAGUCAAAUAGAGCCCAGGCAAGGUCGUGUAAUUUCUAUUUUAUAAACAUGAGAAACCAUUAAAAGAGAUUGYUGCUGACUUUGUCUAAAUA